Messenger RNA from Oldenlandia corymbosa var. corymbosa, 1935 nucleotides. Lineage: Eukaryota; Viridiplantae; Streptophyta; Magnoliopsida; Gentianales; Rubiaceae. The record is from the annotation of a GenBank genome assembly.
AUGGCGGGAGGUGGUUCUAAGAAUCCUGGCGGUGUCCGUAUCGUCGUCGCCGGAGAUGCCAAGACCGGCAAGUCUUGCUUGGUUUUAGCUGCCGCCUCUGAUACCUUCACUCCCAAUGUUCCUCCGGUUCUGCCGCCGACUAGGCUUCCCGAGGACAUGUUCCCUGAUCGUGUCCCGGUCACUGUCAUCGACACCUCUUCAAGCCCUGAGAACAGAAAUAAGCUUGUUGAAGAACUAAAGAAAGCUGAUGCAAUCGUGCUGACUUAUGCUUGUGAUAGACCUGCGACACUGGAUAGAUUGAGUUCGUUCUGGCUUCCUGAACUUCGCCGAUUGGAGGUUAGAGUUCCUGUUAUUGUAGUUGGUUGUAUGCUUGAUAAGCGGGAUGAGGAAUACCCAAUCAGUCUCGAGCAGGUGAUGUCUCCAAUAAUGCAACAGUUCCGGGAGAUUGAAACUUGUAUUGAAUGUUCAGCAUUCAAAAUCAUUCAGGUUGCUGAGGUUUUCUAUUAUGCACAAAAAGCUGUCCUUCACCCAACAGCUCCUUUGUUCGACCAAGAAGCACAAACUCUGAAACCUCGUUGUGUCAGGGCUUUGAAAAGGAUUUUUAUUCUAUGUGAUCAUGACCGGGAUGGUGCCCUUAGUGAUGAAGAGCUGAAUGACUUUCAGGUCAAGUGCUUCAAUGCUCCAUUACAGCCUUCAGAAAUAAGUGGUGUUAAGAGGGUUGUGCAGGAGAAAUUGCCCGAAGGUGUUAACGACAGGGGUCUUACAUUGACAGGAUUCCUCUUUCUGCAUGCUCUCUUUAUAGAGAAGGGUCGUCUGGAGACAACAUGGACUGUCCUGAGAAAAUUUGGAUAUAAUAACGAAAUCAGACUUGCUGAUGACAGGCUUCCUCCUCCAUUCAAAAGACACCCUGACCAAAGUGCAGAGUUAACAAAUGAUGCUGUGGAUUUCCUGCGGGGAAUUUUUUUCACAUAUGACAUUGAUGGUGAUGGAUCGCUCAGAACUCCCGAAGUUGAAGAUUUAUUUUCAACUGCACCAGAGAAUCCUUGGAAUGAAGCACCCUAUAAAGAUGCUGCAGAGAAAAACCCUCUUGGUGGGCUUACAGUAGAUGGGUUUCUGUCCGAGUGGGCUCUUAUGGCACUUCUGGACCCCAUUCGUUGUUUUGAAUAUCUGAUUUACAUCGGAUAUACUGGUGAUAUUUCAUCUGCCAUUCGUAUUACUCGGAGGAGACGGUUAGAUCGUAAAAAGCAACAGUCAGACAGAAAUGUGUAUCAGUGCUUUGUGUUUGGACCCAAAGAGGCUGGAAAGUCAACUAUAUUGGAUUCAUUUCCUGGAAGGCCUUUCCCUGAGGAUUAUGUUCCAACUACUACUGAUAAUCAUUAUGUUGUCCAUGUUGUUGUUGAUCAGACAGAGGGCACCAGGAAAACACUCGUUCUGCGUGAGAUUCCAGAGGAUCAUGUGGAGAAGUUUCUAUCGAGUAAAGAUGCUUUGGCAUCAUGUGAUGUUGCUAUAUUUGUGCAUGACAGAUCUCGGGAAUCUUCAUGGAAAAGGGCAACCGAGUUGUUACAUAGUGUAGCUAGCCAGGGUGAGUCUACUGGUUAUGAGGUUCCUUGUCUCAUAGCUGCAGCUAAAGAUGAUCUCGACCCAUAUCCAACUGAAAUUCAAGAUUCAACAAGGGUUAGUCAAGAUCUGGGGAUAGAAGCUCCCAUACCAAUCAGUGCAAAGCUUGGAGAUCUGAAUAAUAUUUUCCGUAGAAUUGUUACUGCUGCAGAGCACCCCCAUUUGAGUAUACCUGAAACUGAAGCUGGGAAAAGUCGCAAACAAUAUCAUCGGUUGAUUAAUCGCUCUUUGAUGUUUGCAUCAGUUGGAGCGGCAAUAGCUGUUGUGGGAGUGGCUACCUACCGAGUGUAUGCAGCGAGAAAGAACUCCUCUGGUUAG